AUGGUUGCAGUUGUGUCUUCUAUACUCAUGGGAGUGAUGGGCUCUGAUUUCUUGACGUCGAAAAAGAUAUUUCCUGCAGAUGUUGUAUCUCUGUUCGUUGAAAAGGAACUCUCUGCAACUGAAAUCCUAAACCCCUUCACUGUAAUCUCUUAAGCAAUGAGCCCCAACGAUUCACCUAUUCAAAUCCAUGAACAUGAACAGCCUCAACUCUACAAUCCUGAAUCAACGGGCUCCAACAGUGGCGAUAACCGGGGCGAGAAGCGAAAGCGAGAGGAGACAGCGCAAUCAGAAAUGGAAGAAAAAGUUGACCCUUCACUUAAUCCGUACUGUAAAACCUCCCUCUGUUCGUAUUUCAGGCGGCGCUUGGGAUCCUGCUGCCACGGCAUUAAGUGCAGGUACGCGCACGGCGAGGAGGAGCUCCGUCCGCGGCCUGAUAACACUUGGGACCCAACCUCCGAGCGGGCGAAAAAAGCGAUGAAAUUGGAGGAUAAUGGUGAUAAAUGUGAGGAGAGGAAAGCGGAGGAGGUUAUGAUGACUGAAUGGCUUGUCGAUGUUGGUGAGGGUGGUGAAGGUGAGUGUUUGGAUCCAGGGCUUAGUAAGUGCUUGGUACAUCUACCCAGGAAGUGGACUUCGGAUAACCUGAGGAGCUUUCUCAAUGAGCAAGGUGUUUUCUUCAAAAUGGCAAAGAAAAAGAAAGGCAUGGUUGUAGGUUUUGUGACUUUUGACACAGCUGACCAAUUGAAAAUAGCAAGUGAGGAGCUGGAAAGAAGAACUAUUGGCAACAAGAAAAUGAAGGUUGCUGAUGUGGUCCUCCGAUCACAUGACAAGAAAAUAAAAUCUGCCAUGGCCGGUGACAUUGACAAUUCAAGUUCCAAGGCAAAAAGUGCCCGUGAUAUAGUGACUCCCCUUGCUCAUAUGCCAUAUGAAGAGCAGUUGGAGCACAAGAAGAACUCUAUUAUGCAAAUGCUAAAAAAACUGGCUAGAAAUGCACGUAAAGCAUGUCCAAAUGGCAUUUCUUUGCCUGAAUGGGUUCUCAAGUCCAGGGAAAUAGGUGGUCUUGCCUGCAAACUUGAGGGUAUACUGGAAUCACCACUUGUGAAUGGUUACUGUAAUAAAUGCAAGUUUUCAGUGGGAUACUCUCUUGAGGGAAAACCUAUUGUUGGGUUUAUGCUAGGAAAUUUUAGAGAUGGGGUGACAGCUGUAGAAGAACCUGUUGACUGCCCAAAUGUUUCUAGUAUUGCUUGCGUGUAUGCUUCCAUUUUUCAGGAAUUUUUGCAACAAUCAGGCUUGCUAAUUUGGAACAGAUUUAAGAAUACUGGAUUCUGGCGUCAAUUAACGGUCCGAGAAGGAAGAUUAUCAGAGAAAGAUGCUGAUGUUGAAAACCCUGAAGUCUUAUCAGAGGUCAUGCUUAUUGUUCAGGUUUGCUCCACUGGCUUUGAAGAUGAAGAAAUGAACGGUGAACUUGCAAAGUUGGCUGUUGAAUUUGCUUUUGAAGCUGAAGCAAAUUAUUUGCCUUUCACGGUUUUGGUUCCUCAGGAUUACCAAGGAAUAUCAAGUGUUGCGCCAGCGGAUGCUCCAUUGCGUGUUUUUUUCUGUUUAAGACGUGAAAGUAGCUCUGAAGUGGAGACAGCCAAGAACAUGGUCGAAGGAAGAAUUCAUGAUCAUAUAAGCAAUCUUCGUUUCUCCAUAUCACCAACAGCAUUUUUCCAAGUUAACACACUAGCUGCAGAGAAACUGUAUUCACUUGCUGGAGAUUGGGCUGGUUUGGGUCCUGACACCUUGCUGUUAGAUGUAUGCUGUUGAACUGGAACAAUUAGGCUCACUUUAGCACAUCGAGUUGGGAUGGUUGUUGGAAUUGAAAUGAAUGCUUCUGCAGUUUCAGAUGCUCACUAGAAUGCUGAAAUUAAUGGCAUAAAAAACUGUAGAUUUGUUUGUGGAAAGGCAGAGAAUGUGAUGGCAUCUUUAUUGAAGGAGUACUUAAAUGGGCCUCAGAGACAAGAUGAGCCAAAUUCUUGUGAAAGUAAUAACAAUGACCUUACUACAGACAAAAAUAAAGGUACUCUUGUGGAUAAUGUGCUAGACGAUAAUGAUAACUCAAGCCAUAAGCUUGAUGAUUGUAAAGGUGCUUCUGGCUGUCCAGAAAAUGGUGGACAAGAACACCAAAGCAAACUUCAGAAGAGUUGUUCCUCAGAAGAUGGCAGUUCAUCCAUCCCACAAUUUAAAAAUAUUGUUGCUAUUGUUGAUCCUCCCUGUAGCGGACUUUAUCCCAUUUUGAUCAAAGUUCUGAGAACUCAUUCGCAUCUACGUCGACUUGUUUAUAUUUCCUCUAAUCCUGAAACCUUAGUUGCAAAUGCUAUUGAGUUGUGCACACCAUCACCUGAGAAAAUAGAGAAAGGGAAUAUGAAUAACUGGGCAUGGAGGAACAUGAGCAGUGCUGGCUUGGCACGCCACAAAGCCAAGUCUAUGCCCAUUUCAGAGCCUUUCCAACCUGUAAAAGCCAUGGCUGUUGACCUUUUCCCACAUACUGCACAGUGUGAAAUGGUGAUGCUCCUGGAGAGGUAAAAAAACCCAUUUGCACAUCAUAUAAUUUAUUCCAUAGCAAAGAAUGGAUGAAAGCUCGGUUGUGUUGAAAUUUUGAUAGAUAGCUUCAAUCUGUUUGAUUUCUUGUUUAGCACAUUCGCGACUGAUUGUUGUAAUUAAUUUCAAUUAGAAUGACAAACUUUUGUGUGCCUGAAGAAUUCCCAAUUAGAUAGGGAAAGCAAUGACUGAAAUUAAAUUUCAAUUGUCAUUUA
Hevea brasiliensis (rubber tree) is the source of this 2792-nucleotide messenger RNA. Its product is annotated as zinc finger CCCH domain-containing protein 24. Gene Ontology annotation, biological process: RNA processing. Gene Ontology annotation, molecular function: RNA methyltransferase activity; nucleic acid binding; metal ion binding. Lineage: Eukaryota; Viridiplantae; Streptophyta; Magnoliopsida; Malpighiales; Euphorbiaceae. The record is from RefSeq and is a predicted model, not a curated record.